Phascolarctos cinereus (koala) is the source of this 4840-nucleotide messenger RNA. The record is from RefSeq and is a predicted model, not a curated record. Lineage: Eukaryota; Metazoa; Chordata; Mammalia; Diprotodontia; Phascolarctidae.
UAAUUUUAUAUUAUCCCAAUAAGGAAAACUAAAUUUGUUUCAAAUGCAUUGUUAAGAAACUGAAAUUGGUUUUCUGAUAUGCCUAAAGUAACUCAUUCAAUUGGUUAAAAAAGAGAAAUAAUUAACCUUAUGUACCCAGUAAUAUCUCCGUUAGCCCAUGCCAACCACUCAGUUCCUUCCUCCAAUACCACUGUCCUACCAGAAUAUACACACAAAUUCAGGUAUCUUGAAUUUCUACACUUUGAUGGCCAAAUUGGGCAGAUCUGUGAGGGAAGUAGUACUAAUAUUUUAAUAGUAAAGUGUAUUUGUUUCAAAUCUUUACUGCUCCAAACUGAUUGGAAGUUGUUUCAUAACUUUCUUUUCUUAUAGCUUUUCCAAUAUUAAGCGUGACAAACUUACUCAUAGAAAUAGUUAAUAACAUUAUAUACCCAGUCAAAUUGCAGUAAACUUUCACUUUGUAUUAAAAAGUAGCCUUUCCCCCCCUCCCGUUUGGCCUGCUUUAAUCCUUCUCUUGAUCGAGAGAAGCCAUUAAGAUCAAAGCUGUUCCUUUGGGUUGUUUACUUUUUGUUGUAACAGAUCCUUUUAAAGCUCUCACAGAUCUGCCCUUUUGCCUUUGGAAGGUCUGCUCCUUGAUAAUGAAGGAGAGCUCCCUGUGCCUGUAGUUUAAGGAAGGUCUGGGGGAGGAAAGGAGGGAAGAAGGUAAAGCUCAAAAUGAGUGUUGUGCAGUGUGACACCAGCACUGUACCCUUCCCCCUAGCAUCAGGAGGACUCUCCCAGAAGAAGAAAAGAUUAGGGGAAAAUAGAAAUCUAUGAUUCUGCCUUCAACCUUCCUCUCUGCUGUGUGUUUGCAUUGAAAGGCAGCCACAUUGCUGCAGCCCUCAGAGCAACAAAACCAGAUGCAGCUUGGAGAUUCCAACAAGAAAUAAUCUAGUUUUACAAAGCUAAAGAACCAAAAUUUGCUCUUGUCACAGCCUGAAGAGAAGGAAGUAGAAACUACUUGUGGGUCUUUGGGAAAUGAUUGGAUGGAAAAACCAGAGAAUACGUCCCACCCCAACCCUUCUGAACAACAAGAAGCCAACUGUAAUGGACAGACCUCCUCUGUUAGAGAAAACACCAAGAGCAGUGCACACUUCAGAUCCCCAUCACACCAGGGGACAAGUGAAAAGAGAAAGACAGUACCCCCGGGUAAGCCCAACCAGAAAGACAGAGACACCAGCUUGAACUGGUUUGACUACAUGGCAAGUGAGCACAUAGGUUCUGAAAACAACUUGGCUCUGUCUCCUGUUCCCAGCAUGACCAAGGACAGCAUGGCUUCAGUGGCACCCAAUGACAACUCCCAUGGCAAGGAAAAAAGAGCAAGGAGCAAAGUGGAAACUGACCAGCUUCCAGCAGCAGCCAAUACAGAUGCUCCACUGACUCUCAAGAGGCCUUUUCAUUUUGCUAAAAAAAAACCCAACCAGUCAGAAACAGUUACUGAGGAAGCAGUGUCUCCAGAAGGGCCUGAUUCAGUGAUUACUCAGCAUGUCCCUAAGAGACAGCAGAAAUCCCAGGAGUUCUCUGCAAAGGCACUAAACUCCCAGAUUAUUUUGCCUCAUCCUCCUGCUGAGAUAACUGGGGAAGUUUUAAAUUCAGAAUCUGGUUUAACUCUCCCUCAUCAUCCUCACCUUACUCCCUUACAGAGCACUCCUUCAGAGGAAAGUCUAGCAUCUGCCAUGAGCAAAAGCCACAAAACUGAGAAUGAGGUAGAAAAGAUAACAAGGAGUGCCCCUGACCAUGAGAGUGAUGAGGUUCCAGGUCUCCCAUUGGCUAAACUGGCCAAGUUUACAUUCAAACAUAAGUCAAAGCUCACCCACUCUUCUGGAAACAACAAUCACGCUCUUCUUCCUGCCACAAGUAAAAUUUCAGUGACACGUCCUAGGAUUUCUAGCCAUAGAACGAAUGAAGGACAGCCAGAGGAAGAAGAAACAUGCCACGGGAAGGAUCCAGAAAAGCCAGUGUCUGUUUCUGGGAAGAGAAGAUUAAUGGAGCUAAUGCACAGCGAGACUAGGGAGGUGGCCCAGCAGCCACAAAAGAAAGAUGAGGCAAGAGAAUCUGGCCUGGCCACUCACACUAAAUCUGGGGUUGAAAACCAGGCCGACCAUUGCCUCUUUGCUGGUGAGAGAGAGAAAAAGGAGGAUUCAUCCAAUCUUAAAAGCAAGGUUCAAACUUGCACGUUAACUAAAUUAGCAAGCUUCUCCUUUACUGGCCCUUCUGAAUCCAAACCAAGGACCCCGCCCACUCCUGGCAAUACAAACUCUAGCGGGGGAGGCCUGAGCCAUCCUCCUACAGGCCCAUCUGUAUCCCUUGGCAGAAGGAAAACUUUUCAGUUGGAGGGGGCUGGAGAGAAAGCUGUCAUUUCAGGAAAAUCUCUCUUCACCUUAACAGAACUAGAUGAUGAUGAUGAUGAUGCAUUAGAUUUUGAUUGGGAGGAAGAAAUGAGGAAGAAUCCCAAAUUGUAGAGUGCCAUCAUUCUUCCUGCAGUAGAGCACCUUCAGGGUAUCAGUGAUGUGCUCUCCUGUGACCAGCAGCAAAGCGUCCGAUGAAAGGGAGAUGGGACCUUCAUCCCUGACACUCUGUCAGGGUUUGUGAUUUUUACUAUGAGCUCCUGUGUGCCUCUACACAAUUUGAAAAAGUUGUGUGGUCAUUUUAAGUCAGUUUAGUGGCAUGUGCUCAUAAGAAAUAACUCAGUGACUUUGUUCUUAAUUCUGUUAACAAACUACUUGUGUUCCAAUAGAUGUUUUCUGUUAAGCUGGUCUCUCCUGGAUCCCUUGUUCCAGUCACUUGUUAACAAGAGCUAAGGCCAGGAAAAAAGCAAAUGAGCCUUAAUUUUUUACCUUCCUACAUCUGGAUUCUUUGGGAUAGAUCAUAGUGAAAUUACUGCCAUUAAGGAUAUGUGUUUUGCAAAUAUCAUGUGACUUUCUUUGCCUGUCAUUUUUGUGUUUCUUAUCACAUGUCUGAUUUAGAUUUGUCUGAAAUGUUUUCUUUUUUUAUGAAUUUGCCUUCCUCAUUGCAUGGUAAUGACUAAAGUAUGCAAUUACUGUUCUUUAUCAUCUUUGUAUUAUGUUGGUCUUGAGUUAAACUUUUCUGGGGUUUUCAUCUCAUUUAAAGGCCACCAUUUUCUAUCUUAGGAUAUACUUUUCAUUUGGAAGGGAGAAGAAAAGGAUGUGGGAUAGGGCUAAAUCACACGUCGUAUGUCUGCUAACCAGAUAGACGAAAUGGAAUUGUGAGCCCUACUUGAGUGAUUUAUUUGCCUCAAACAGAUUCUUCCUUUGGGUUCCCAUGUAUGUUUCUAGCGCUUCACAGGGCGCCAUCAUCAUGUUUUUUUCUCAUCUGAAGAAUGAAUUUUCAUUUCUGAAAUGUGUUUACCCAAGCCAUCUGGGGGUAAAAAACCUGUAGUAUAAAGGACCAUAAAAAUAUAUAUAUAUAUAUGAAGAAAAAAGAUUUAAGAAUUAUCCCUUAACUCUGAAUUAGCUUGUCAGACGGUUUUUAUUUCAAGUCUGUGAUCUCAUUGCAAAUACUUUCAUAGUGUCAGAACAUUUAAACAGUAAAAGUUACACCAUCUUCUGUUUCUCACACUGUACUGCACCAGAUUCCAUUCUAAUGUGCUUGUGCUGAAGCAUGGAUUGGAUAAUAUUGUGAAUCUUCUGUCUCCUAAUGAAGAUAUGUUCGUGUGUCAUUCUGUGAAUGUGCAGUGGUGUAGGAGAAUUUCCUUCUUCUCUUCCUGCCUUCUUGCCUACCUACCUGUCUUCCUUCUUGCCUUUCCAUAUUUUUGAGAAAUAAAAGGAGAAAUACAAAUAUUAUGGAUUGUUAUCUUUGAUCCAUGUUAACCAAAAUAUACAAUUUUCUUUUGCUAAAGACAUACCUAAUUUUAGAAUAGCACAAGUUCGUUCUUAAUUGAAUGAGAUUAAUUUUCCAUUCUAACAAACACUGGAGGAAAGUGACUUUUUAGCACUAACUUUGUAUUAAAUCUCUUAAAUUGUAAAGUACUCUUGAUUUUUGUAUUUAAGAUGUAUCCUUUCUCAUAGUACAGUACUUUCUGCCCAAUUGAUAGAAUGACUUGGAGACUAGUUACAGAGUAAGUAACUGUCCACACAUCAAAAGAAUCCUUAGACAAAUCCUCAAGCAGAUCCUUAACUUUAAGGAAAUCUUAACUCUGCCCUGGAAAUAGAAAACCUGCCAGAGGCAGAGGCCACAUUGGACUAGAAACUUAGUGAUACCCCUAAGUAGAAUGCCUUGAAGAUAUGGGAAAACAGGAAGAAUUUGAAUUUAAUAGAUUAAUAACAUAUAAUACUUUAAAGUUACAAAGCACUUUGACUUACAUUAUCUCAUGUUUCAUUACUGACAUUCCCAUUCCUCCCCACAUAUUGGAUUGUCAGUGGCCCUGGCCCUGCACAACGAAAGAGCAUGGAGAAGCCCUGCUGUCCUUUGUGUCAUGUACAUGUACCUAGGGUAAAAGCAAGCAACUGGCCUACAUUUUGCCUCUGACUUUAGGGUCUGUAAGCUCCUUAUUGUACAAAGAGAGGAGACCUCUUGGUGGCAAACAAGGAAAAGCCCACUCUUACCCCCAAACAACCACACAGAUUAUUCAUAGGGAAGAUUGGAGGUUGUGAGAUAAUUGACUCUCAAGUUAUUCCUCUCCUUUCUCCUGCCUCAGUCCUACUCUCACUUUUCCACCUACAAUGCUUAUAGAGAGAACACAUUGGAGAUAUUUGUAGUAGGGAGUUACUUGUCUCUGAUAACUUGAAAUUGUUGUAGUUUUAAAAUAAUCAUAAUGUAAAUUUGAAAAUAAAGACAAAUAUUA